Nestor notabilis (Kea) is the source of this 2419-nucleotide messenger RNA. It is a transcript of the gene KIF2A, whose product is annotated as kinesin heavy chain member 2A. Gene Ontology annotation, biological process: microtubule-based movement. Bases 10 to 2163 code for a protein of 717 amino acids. The record is from RefSeq and is a predicted model, not a curated record. The transcript has 20 exons. Gene Ontology annotation, molecular function: microtubule binding; microtubule motor activity; ATP binding. Lineage: Eukaryota; Metazoa; Chordata; Aves; Psittaciformes; Psittacidae.
CACCAAGCUAUGGUAACAUCCCUAAAUGAAGAAAAUGAAAGUGUGACCGUUGAAUGGAUUGAAAAUGGAGAUACUAAAGGCAAAGAGAUUGACUUGGAGAGUAUAUGUUCACUUAACCCAGAUCUUGCACCUGAUGAAGAUAUUGAACCUGGUCCAGAGACACUACCACCACCUGCUCCAUCAGCCAAAGUAAACAAAAUCCUAAAGACUCGUCGAACUGUGGUGCCUAUUAAGAAUGACAACCCCAUCAGAGAUAACAGAGUGUCUGGUUCUGCACGUGCACGACCUUCUCAGCUUCCCGAGCAGGCUUUCUCCUCUCAACAGAAUGGUAGUGUUUCAGAUAUAUCUCCAGUUCAAGCUGCAAAAAAGGAAUUUGGACCCCCUUCACGUAGAAAAUCUAAUUGUGUAAAAGAGGUUGAAAAAUUGCAAGAGAAACGUGAAAAGAGAAGGUUACAACAGCAGGAACUUAGAGAAAAAAGAGCUCAGGAUGUUGAUGCUACAAACCCAAAUUAUGAAAUUAUGUGUAUGAUAAGAGAUUUCAGGGCAAGUUUGGAUUACAGACCACUGACAAAUGCAGAUCCUAUUGAUGAGCACAGGAUAUGUGUUUGUGUACGGAAACGACCACUCAAUAAAAAAGAAACUUUAAUGAAAGACCUUGAUGUAAUAACAAUUCCUAGUAAAGAUGUUGUGAUGGUACAUGAACCAAAACAAAAGGUGGAUUUAACAAGGUACCUAGAAAACCAAACUUUUCGUUUUGAUUAUACCUUUGAUGAAACGUCUCCUAAUGAAAUGGUUUACAGGUUUACAGCUCGACCAUUAGUGGAGACCAUAUUUGAAAGGGGAAUGGCAACUUGUUUUGCGUAUGGGCAGACAGGCAGUGGAAAAACCCAUACUAUGGGUGGUGACUUUUCAGGAAAGAACCAGGAUUGUUCUAAAGGCAUAUAUGCACUUGCAGCUCGAGACGUCUUUCUCAUGCUAAAGAAACCAAACAAUAAGAAGUUAGAACUCCAAGUAUAUGCAACAUUUUUUGAGAUCUACAGUGGUAAGGUUUUUGACUUGUUGAACAGGAAGACAAAAUUAAGAGUGUUAGAAGAUGGCAAACAGCAAGUCCAAGUGGUGGGAUUACAGGAACGGGAAGUUAAAUGUGUUGAAGAUGUUCUUAAGCUUAUUGAUAUAGGCAACAGCUGCAGGACGUCUGGCCAGACAUCUGCAAAUGCACACUCAUCUCGAAGCCAUGCAGUGUUUCAGAUUAUUCUCAGAAGGAAAGGGAAAUUGCAUGGUAAAUUUUCUCUGAUUGAUUUGGCUGGCAAUGAAAGAGGAGCAGAUACUUCCAGUGCAGACAGGCAGACUCGACUAGAAGGUGCAGAAAUUAACAAGAGCCUUUUAGCACUCAAGGAGUGCAUUAGAGCCUUAGGCCGAAAUAAACCUCAUACACCCUUCAGAGCAAGUAAACUUACUCAGGUGCUAAGAGAUUCGUUUAUCGGAGAAAACUCCCGUACCUGUAUGAUUGCUACAAUUUCUCCAGGAAUGGCAUCAUGUGAAAACACUCUGAAUACAUUGAGAUACGCAAAUAGAGUAAAGGAAUUUGGAAUUAGUCCUUCGGACAUUCCCUUCUCACAGGGUAGUGGCAGUCGCUCUGAUCUCUCUCCUUCCUAUGAGUAUGACGACUUUUCUCCUUCAGUCACCAGGGUGAAGGAGCUGACGGUCGAUCCUACUGCCACAGGAGAUAACCGUCCCACUAUACACCAUCCUCCCAAUCAGAUUGAUGACUUGGAGACACAGUGGGGUGUGGGGAGCUCUCCUCAGAGGGAUGAUCUCAAACUGCUUUGUGAACAAAAUGAAGAGGAAGUUUCUCCACAAUUGUUUACUUUCCAUGAAGCUGUGUCACAAAUGGUGGAAAUGGAAGAGCAAGUAGUAGAAGACCACAGGACUGUCUUCCAGGAAUCUCUUAGAUGGCUGGAAGAUGAAAGAGCUCUUCUUGAGAUGACAGAAGAAGUAGACUAUGAUGUGGAUUCUUAUGCUACCCAACUUGAAGUAAUUCUAGAUCAAAAAAUUGAAGUUCUGACCGAACUUAGAGACAAAGUGAAAUCUUUCCGGGCAGCUCUGCAAGAGGAGGAACAGGCCAGUAAACAGAUCAGCCUGAAAAAACCACGUGCCCUUUGAAUCAGGCCUUUGCUGCUAAAGGAGUCCAUGAACCCGUACUGCUGUAGCACACAUUUGUUAUGAAACCCAGUGGCUGUAAGAACUCAACUACUUGAAAGUGUAAAAACAUUAGAAAUGUCUGUGAAAAUGUCCUGUUUCUUAUUCACCUGAAUGACAUUUUUAAGUUUUGUGUGAAAUGCUCCUAUGAUGUCUACAAAAUGCUUCUAGACCAGACAGCACAACCAUGCAGGGUUCAGAUCUGUGAAGCACUUUGUUU